GAUUUACAUUUACAUUUCAUGAUUUACAUUUACAUUUCAGGAUUUACAUUUACAUUUCAUGAUCCUGUGUUGCAGUGCUUCAUGAAAUGUCAAACUGUCAAACUCGCCCAUCAAAGUUGGUAGGCGGAUCCUAACGCCUGAUUGGUUACCCUGCGCAUCAAGUCAAGGCAAAUCAAUUCCAGAUAAUGCAUUGACGCAGAGCGAGUGAACGCAUACGGUUUAAAUGUCUAAAAGCUGCCCGGAGCUGCUGCGAGAAGCCGCUAAUUUAAUAGAAGAGGCUCUGAGCAGAACUCCUCCGGCUCCGACGGCUCAGUCACAGCAGACACCUGCUGCUCCAUUACGUACACCCAUCCAAGACAGACCAUUACUGGACCAUUACUUCCACCAUUACUGGAAGAGGACGUCUGGUUACGGGAAACCCAUUUGAUACCUGUUCCACUGUUAAAUAGCGGCCCAAAUUGGUGGGCGCUAUCCUGCUGAGGUAGCAAGGCUCUUUGCGCCGUAUAACGGCGGAGCCAGAAGAAAUAUCACGAGACGACCAGCUCAAGUCCAAGUGAGUCGAAGAAGCUAUACACACACUGUGUGUUGUUUGGCUGACCACAAGGCGGAUAAAGUCCCAAGCGUACAGCUUAAAGCGGACCUUCAUACUUCAGGACUUGGAGAGCACAAAGUGACAUUUUCAGGGAAUGACAGCAAUCCCAUGGUCAUAACAAACAAGUUGAUGGAAGUAUUUCCGAAGCUCCAAGAAGGGGGAGGCUUCGAAUUUUUAAAAAUUGCAGGAUCUACACGGAGUCGAAAUCUGGCAUUGCUUCAGUGUCCCAGCACUGGAUACACGCUUGCCUAUCUAAAGGAUCCAGCUUCGAUGAUUGGACAGGCUACAAUCUUCAUUCGUCCGCUUCAACAGGAUCUACCCUUCGAUUGUGAGAGCUCAAGUUCUGCCUCUGGUCCAGUCAUCCCCUGCAUCACCUGUCAGAAGGAGGUUCCCUUUUCAGAGAUGAAGCUGCACAGAUUGAGCUGCAAUGGGACACCCAUGCAGGAAUCAGAGAAAGAACAAGAGGGAGGCCCAAGUGAUAGUGAGACCGUCAGUGACAGUGUUCCAGUGAGGCCUGGAACAUCAGCUGAAAGUGCAGAAGUGCCAGCAGUGAUGGUCAACGAGGAGCUGGAUAGUAAAGAAGCAGACAGCGAAUGGAAGCUUAUUGAAGAACCGUCUCAAGCUGCCAAAGUUUUCAAAGAGAAUCUGCUGAAGGAACAUGCAUCUGGGACACCACUUCGAAUGAAGAUGGAUUUAAGGGACUCUGAAGAGGACAGGGAACGGGAACUUCUCUUGUUCUAUAAACAGCAGCAAGAAUGGGCAUGUCCACUUCAUUGUACUCUUGUUGGUGAUGCUGCUGUCGGAGAGGGAGUGAUGAGGUACUUUCUGACAACGGUGAUAUCCAAACUCCAAUUUGGAUUCAGUCUAGAUCUUGGAGGAAUGGGCCGAACACUGCUGUUUGAGGGUGAACCUGACCAUCUUGUUCCAGCAGCAUCAGAGGCACUCAUUGAAAGCAAUCUCUUCCGGGUUGCAGGAAGGAUGUUGGCCCACAGCUUUCUGCAUGACGGUCCCCAUGUCACAGGAUUAAGUCCUGCUGUGAUUCAUGUACUGUUCAAUGGGGAUCCUGAAAUGGCAACUGUUGUUACAGAAGACUGUCCUGAUCUGCACAUCAGGAGUAUCAUAAAACUGCUUGAACAAGAAGAACUCACACCAGAACAGAAGGACACAGUUUCAGAUCUUUCCAUGUCUUGGGAUCUUCCAGCAGUCACCAAAACAAAUCGGAGAUGGCUACAUAACAAACUUCUACUCCAUGCAGUCAUUGGGAGGACCAUGCGCCAGAUCAAACAGUUGAGAAAGGGACUGAAAGAUGUGAUGGUAUGGCCCCUGCUGACAUCUAGGCCAGAUGUUGUCCCACUUAUUUUCCCCAAAAUGGCUGAAAUGCAGUUCACACCCCAGAUGCUCCUACAAAAAAUCACAUGGCCAGUUGAGGACAGUGAUGAUGAAGACUUUGACUUAGAGUCCACGUGCCGCGUCACUGGCUUUCUAAGGUUGUUCAUUGAAACAGCUUCAUCAGGUACCCUGGCCCAGCUGUUGACAUUCUGGGUUGGCUGGGAGAUGCUUCCUCCCAAACUGAGAGUGGAGAUUUCUGGGGGAACCCUUCCUACGUCCUCCACAUGCUUCGAAACACUAAAGCUGCCAGCUCAUUUCAAAACCUACAUGGAUUUUGAGGAAGCACUUGUCUCUGCCAUAAAUAGUGCACAGACUGGAUUUGGACUUGUUUAAUUUUUUCAGACAGAUGUCAUUGAAUGCACUGUUAAGUAGGUCAGGUCAAUUGACACAAGUUCAGUGUCUUUGAAAACUAAUAAACAAAUAAAACACUG
Molecule: messenger RNA, 2412 nt
Organism: Gadus morhua (Atlantic cod)
Lineage: Eukaryota; Metazoa; Chordata; Actinopteri; Gadiformes; Gadidae
Product: G2/M phase-specific E3 ubiquitin-protein ligase
Exons: 13
Coding region: 701-2314 (537 amino acids)
Molecular function (GO): ubiquitin-protein transferase activity
Source: RefSeq, a predicted model, not a curated record